AUGAAAGGCUUAGAGUUUGAUGACUUGAUGGACGAUGAUUCCUUGCUAAUGGAUCAGACUCCAAAAAUCACCUUUAUUGAUUAAUUUGACUACCCAGAUGAUGAGAAUCUGCUUAAAAGCCCACAAAUGCCUUCUCCAGACAAACUCAUGGACGCUCCUAACGAAUUUAAAAACGAAAUGCAAUCAACUGCUGAUGCGGGAGGAUCAGGACCAUCAUGGGAUGACUAUUUCAUUGAUAAAAUACUUGGAGAAGGCGCAUAUGGCAAAGUAUUUAAAGUCUACAAAAAAGGAGAUCAAAUCCUACUUCUAAAUAAGGGAAAGCAUAUAAAACAAUUGACAUACGCUUUCGGAUCAGCCGCUAAGAAUGCUCCUUAUUAAAAGACGUCAUUAAAGGAUUCAAAGCUGAUUAAUCCUGUGAAAUAGCCUAUUCCUUAUGUAAUCAAAGAGCUGUACACCGACUUGAUGCCUAAAAAUGCAGCUUUGCAGGCAAUGGAGGAAAUAUCAAUACUGGGAUCACUGAAUUCUCCCUACAUCGUAACAUAUAUUGAUUCCUUCAUCUGCGAUACCAAAGUAAACAUCAUUAUGGAGUUCUGUGAAAAUGGAGAUUUGUAAACAUAUCUGCUAAAGAGACAAAAAGAAGGUUUGAAUAGUCUACCUGAAUUAGUAAUCUGGAGGUUUUUAUUGCAAAUAUGUCUUGGAGUAAACUAUUUGCACGGUAAAAACGUCCUGCACAGAGAUCUUAAAUCCUUAAACAUCUUUUUAUGCAAGGAAAAUCAGUUGAAGAUUGGAGACUUAGGUGUGGCUAAGAAAUUUCAGGAUAUCACCUCUCCCUCUAGGGAUAGUACUCCUUCAUUCUAAAACUAGCAAAAUUAAUAACAGUAAUCUGGAUUUGGGAAUUCAAAGAUUAACGAAAUUGAGUAAACUACAAAAGUAGGCACACCGUUUUAUCUAGCUCCUGAGAUUUGGGAGGGUAAGCCAUAUACAGAAAAAAGUGAUAUAUGGUCGUUAGGAGUCAUUCUAUAUGAAAUGUGCACUUUUCUAAAGCCAUUUCAGGCUAACACUGAAGAUGAGCUGAGAGAAAAGGUAUUAAAAGAAAAGUAUAAGGAUACUCCAGAGGAAUUAAUCGUAUCAAAAGAACUUAGAGAAAUAAUUAAAAAGCUUCUGAGGAAAAACCCCAUUCACAGGCCGACAAUUAAGGAUAUCUUAUUGUUCUAGUCUGUAAGGUAAAAGGCAAAGCAACUUAAGUUUGAAUUGCCUGCCUCACAGAUUAUGCUAAAGAACCUACCAAAUUAAACAAUAGUAAAGAGUGUCCCAAGUUCAAGUUUACAAACAAGUAAUUAUGGAACAAUGAACAAUCAGAAGUUUAUGAUGAAAGAUAGCAGCAUGAUGAUUUAGUCUCAUCCAGUAAGUUAAAUGGGAUUGCAUAAACGAGUACUUGAUAGUGAAAGGAAAAGAUUGAUGCCCACUAGUUCUAGCAGUAGCAUCAAUGAAAAGUUGUGA
This is a messenger RNA of Stylonychia lemnae, 1500 nucleotides long. The record is from the annotation of a GenBank genome assembly. NCBI's taxonomy places the organism in Eukaryota, Ciliophora, Spirotrichea, Sporadotrichida, Oxytrichidae.